Molecule: messenger RNA, 3498 nt
Organism: Cladocopium goreaui
Lineage: Eukaryota; Dinophyceae; Suessiales; Symbiodiniaceae
Source: the annotation of a GenBank genome assembly
GACAGUGCCUCACAGGUGUCCUGGAGUGUGGUCGUGGAUGAACAGCGCAAUGUGGAGCCUGUUCAGGAAGUGCCAAUGCAGUUCCCUGAGCCUAAGGCACCACCGCCCGGGUUCAGACACCAAGGUGAGCCGGCUCCUGGCUAUGCAGCCCAAGGACAGGAUCAACCCAAGAGUCGUGUGUCAAGCUCAAGCGGAAGUGCACCCUUCCCACCUGCUGAUGCGGCUCUCUUUUUCACUGACCCUGCUCAAGCCCCUGCUCAAAGUGCUGCUGCUCCAGCUACUCAGGCAGCACGUGAUUUGCUUGGAAGCGCUCAGAAGCAGGCAGCUCGCCUGGCAAAGCAGAAAGCUCAGGCAAAGAGGCGUGGUCAUCGUGCAGUUAGGUGGGGACAGAUGCCUGGCCUUGAUGCUCAGAAUUUCCAGCUCCCAACGUUCAUCAGGCAGUUGGGUGCUGGCCAAGAUGAACGAUCAGUGCUUGUGAUUGAUAGCCGCGAUCGGCGCAUUCAGUCCCCCUACCAGGGAUGGCUGCUGGACGAGAUCUUGCUGAACGCCCAGUCUGGAGUGAACGUCCUGGUCGAUCGACAACUUGUCAGAUCGCCAAACAAGGGCUACCACCUCAACUUGUUCUAUGUGAGGACGAUGGACGGGUUCAAGUUCAUCUUGGUAGGAUCAAUGACGUCUUACGGGACGGUGCCAGCAGCUCGCUGGGAUGCAGACACGGGGAAGAUCAUGGCCCACCCGGCCUUUCAACCUUUUCGUUGGCCGAUGAUGACUGACGAAUCUGCAACCUGGGUCGAUGUGAAAGUCAAGGUGGGAGGGCGUCUGUACGCCUGCAGUGAUAGUGGGACGGUCGUGGCCCUGGACUUUCCUUUGUGCCACUUUGAAGUCCGGCUCACUGCGCUCUCUUCCACGGACUCGAUCGGGAUGGAUGCAGACCGCUUAGAGUUCCGAUUCAGGUCAUCCGGUGAUCAGCUGGACGUUGCAUGUUCUCAGGUGGUGGUUCCAUCAACUUGGCUGGUUGUGUCGCGUGUGUCUGGGCCCACCUUGAUCAAGAAUGCUCGUUGGUGUCGUGAGCAUCAUGCAAGGGUGGAAGGCCCUGAUCAGACCAUGCAAUUGUCACAGCUAGCCGGGAUCCAUGCACACUGGACUGCAUCGAUCGAAGCAGAGUCCGUUGAUGACACGGGUCCGAGGGUGAGUGCGGUCGCGGUGGAUUCUCGCCCGGCCAACUAUCACCUCACCUGUGAGUCUCCCUUGUUCAGGGCAGCGAAGUCGUUGGUGCCAACCGAUGCACUGGCUCUGCAGGCGCACAAUGUGGCUCUGGAACAGGAGACGAUCGUGCUCCCGCCAGUGACGGGUGGGCCAUCAGUGGUGCCAAGAUCAUCAGUUGCGGCCCCUCUGCAAGCAUUGGCUGGACCGUCGGCUCCUGCACUGGUUGUGGCGCCCAAUGUUCAAGCCGAAGUCUCCAUGACUGAGCCGGGUCAAGCCCCAGCCUCGGGAGCCAUGGGAGGCUCGGUACAUGUGCAAAGGCGAUCGCUUGAAGCUCGCCAACAAGAGAGGAUCUCAGUGGCAGCCGUGACGCCACAAACUUUUCUUGAUCAGGUGUAUCAGGCGGUCCCGGGACGCCCAGUCAGUUUUGGACCGGCUCCGACCGUUGAAGAAGUGACGGCGAGGGCCCCAGUUUGCUCGGCUGUGGGAUCUCAGACCGGACGUGAUGUUAGAGCGCUGUUGGCUUCACCUUAUGCCAACUUGGCGCUGGUGUCAGCGAUGGAGGUGCGAUCGGGCCCGGAGUUCACCGUGAAGGUGCACGACUGGUCAGCAUCCCUAGAGGAGACCGUUCGUGAUGUUUUGCUCAGCAACAGUUUUAUGCUGGAACAGUUUUGGAGUCUAGCUACUUCGAUCGAGAAGGCAUUUUUCGAAUCCUCUGCAAAUCAGCUGGGUUUCGGGCAGUGCGAUCCGACUACUUUGGCGUUGAGUGCCGAGACCGCUAGUGCUCGUAGGGCUAAUGCCAUCAAAGCUCUGUUGCACAAGCCGGCUCAACCGCCCAGGAAACUGCUCAAGAAGUCUGAUUCGGAUCCGACGUCCACACCGCUGUUGGACCAGGAGAAUGCCGCUCGGUGGAAGUGGGCUUCUAAACUGGAGGCCACAGGGAAACGGGCGGGUCAACACUCCAAGCUCUUGCUGGAUACCACCAACAGCGAAGGGCUCUCGCCGGGUGAGACCGCUCGGCUACGCCAAUUAGUGUUGGCAUCGGGGGCUCCACGGACUAUGUCGGCCCACAUCUCCGCAUGGGAGCGGUUCGAGGAGUGGGCCAAUAGUGUUGGGAUCCCCGUUUUUCCUUGGCCUUCUGAUUUGAUUCUGAAGUAUGCUCUAGCUCUUGACGAGAAAGAAUGUGGUCCCACAGUUUUGCCUUCUUUUAGGAUGUCAAUUAAGUGGGUAACAUCUAAACUGGCGAUCGACUGCCCUGAUUUGUCCCAUCCCGCUCUCUUGGCGGUUCAGUCGGACGUCAUUCAGAAAAGGGCCACCACAUUGAAAGAAGCCCAGCCCAUCCCGAUCGUGGCGGUCGGAAGUCUGGAGCAGUUCGUCACAGACGUGCAGCAGCCAGAGGCAGCUAGGCUCUUUGCAUGGUGGUGGCUCUGCAUGGUCUUCGCAUCGCUGAGGUUCGACGAUGCCAUGCAUGUCAGGCCAACUGAGUUGAUCAUGAAAGACGAAGGGCUCUUUGGCGUCGCUUGGCAGACGAAAGUCGAGCGCAAACGCCGUGGCACGAAGUUCGUAGUGCCGAGAGUUGGCUUUCGUGAUUCAGCCUGGCUUGACGUUGGCUGGGACCUUUUGCAGCUCGAAGAUUUGGAUCGUGACUUCUGGAUGAGAGACUUGAACACCCAGACGGAGUUCAGGUCUGCACCAGCUCAAUAUCAACGUUCCAUUCAGUGGCUGCGUUUCAUUGGCAAGCUCGCCAUCAAGACCUACUUUAGUGGGCCUGAGGGUAAGCUCAAUGAGGCCGUGGACGGGUUGCUCAAGGUCACAGCCCACUCAGCUCGGGUCACCAUGUUGGACGCUGCAGUACAUGCUCGUCGAUCGACGGAGGAGAUCGGACUGCAAGCGAACUGGAAAAAUCCGGGUCCUCUAGUGUUGAAAUACACCAGGAACCGGACCAGCGUACCAGCUCAGAUGGUUCAACAGCUGGUCAAAGACAUGGUUGACAAUGAGCACCCGUUCGAGGCUGAAGAGGAUGUCGUGCUCGACUCCGUAGAUGAGACGGCUCUCAAUGAGGUGCAGUUCUACGUCAAGACGGAAGGCGCUCGUGCCUCCCAUGACUAUCGAUAUCACUGCUCGAAAGAGGAGGACGAUGAGAUGGUCGCAUGUGGCAAGCUCGCCGUCCGUGACUGCACUGCCGUUGGGGCCGCCCUGCCAGAUCCUUCCGUGCUCUGCAAGCAGUGUGCCAAAGCUCGACCAGAUGUGGCUUCACGAUGCUUCUCUGCUCAGAGCGGAAGUGUUCGGGCAUGA